Molecule: messenger RNA, 1494 nt
Organism: Chelmon rostratus (copperband butterflyfish)
Lineage: Eukaryota; Metazoa; Chordata; Actinopteri; Chaetodontiformes; Chaetodontidae
Product: P2Y purinoceptor 14
Exons: 2
Coding region: 83-1120 (345 amino acids)
Biological process (GO): G protein-coupled receptor signaling pathway
Cellular component (GO): membrane
Molecular function (GO): G protein-coupled purinergic nucleotide receptor activity
Source: RefSeq, a predicted model, not a curated record
GUCAACAUCACGCAGUCUGAAUUAUAUCACAGGUGAAGGAAACAUCUGUAAGGGAACCUGACGGAACAUCUGGUUAUAUGGGAUGGAUCACUUUAACAACACCCGCCUGUCCACUAACCAAUCAGACUUCAGCAGUGUCUUCACCCAUCACAUCCUCCCUCCGCUCUACUUCAUAAUCUGUGUUGUGGGGAUGUCCCUGAAUGGUGUGGCGGCCUGGAUCUUCUUCAGAGUGCCCAGUGACUCAGGCCUGGUGGUCUACCUGAAGAACAUGGUGGUGGCUGACCUCCUCAUGCUGGCUACCUUCCCCUUCAGGGUGGCGGUUAAGCUAGGUCUGGGCGGCUGGCACCUCCAUGUGGUUAUCUGCCGCUACACUGCUGUGCUCUUCUACUCCUCCAUGUAUGUAGGGAUCCUCUUCAUGGGCCUCAUCAGCCUGGAGCGCUACGUCAAGAUUGUCCGACACACCUCACCCUCGUCCGCGUCCUCCUGUAGGUCCCGGUGGGGCGGCAUGUCCUUGCUGCACCUCUUGCAGAGUGUUGGCUUCGCCCGGGUGCUGGCGCUCCUCACCUGGAGUCUCCUCCUCCUCUGCGUCCUGCCCAAUGUCCUGCUGACCAGCCGGUCGGCCCAUGCAGGGAAUUCGCAGCACUGCAUGCAGCUGAAGACGCCGCUUGGCGUGCAGUGGCACCGGGUGUCCACCCUGUUUAGCGUUGGUCUGUUCUGGGUGACCCUGCUGGUCCUGGCCUUCUGCUAUGCCUCCAUUGCCUGCCGGGUCUACCAGUCCUAUCGGCGUGUGCAGCGCAACAAUAGUGAUGUUCGUCGUAAGUCGAACCGCAGCAUCUUUAGCAUCCUGGCAGUGUUCUUCAUCUGUUUCGUGCCGUACCAUGUUUGCCGUGUGCCGUACACUCUGAGCCAGAUGCCAGCGUCGGACUUCAGCCAAGAAACCCGCUUCCUGCUUUUCCAGCUGAAGGAGGGGACGCUCUUCCUGUCGGCGCUCAAUGUCUGCCUCGACCCCAUCAUCUACUUCCUGAUGUGCCGAACCUUCAGAGAGUCACUGCUGAGGAAACUGUCAGGAAGAGCAGGGAGGAGUUCCCUGACCACCGCCCAGAGUCUGAGUAACAUUUAGCGGGAGACGAGAUGAAACAAGGACAGAGGAGACAAAGAGAGAAGACAGGAGAGGAGGCAAGGAAACAAGAGAGGAGAGGACAAAAUAUGCCUUAAACUGACCUUAACCAUUGAUGUCAUGUGUGAAUAUUGUAGGAAUAACUGACUAACUGUCUCUUCAGAUCCCAAAUUCAAAGGUCCAGUGUGUACAAAAUAUUCAUUGUUUCCUUGGUGUAAAACCAUCUGUAAAUAGGAAUUCUUGUGUUCUUGUUACCUUGAUGAACUCUUUAUAUCUACAGAGGGAUCAGGUCCUCCUCCACAGUCCACCGUGUUGCAAACUACAGUAGCCCAGGACGGACAAACCAAACACUGACUCUAGAGCCUUUAACGUUCUUA